AACAUCCAUAUGAUACUUUCGGAUACAGUGAAGCUGAAAGAAUUUGCAAAUGACUUUGAAAUGACUAUAGAUUUGAUGUAUCGCGUGGCCAAAGGAUAUCAGACAAACCCUGACUUGAGAUUGACCUGGUUGCUAAACAUGGCUUCUCGACACGCAGAUCGUGAGCUGUAUUGCGAAGCUGGAGAAUGUGUUCUCCAUGCCGCGGCUUUGGCAGCUGAGUAUAUUGCCAUGAGCACCACUGAUGGCUUUAUGCCUCGUGGGGCAGUCGACUUUGAGCGCAUCAGUGACAACAUACUAGAAGAAAGUGCUGUUAGCGAUGAUGUUCUUAGCCCGGAUGUUGAAGGAAUCUGUGAAUCUCGCCACUUCACUGCUGCUGGACUCGUGAAUCUUGUUGAAAAGUCCAUGGCUUUCUUUGAGAAAGCCCAUAUGUACGAAAUCAUGCCAGAUGUGUUCCGAGUAAGUGGUUUUCAUCUUUUCUCUCUUUUACGACAUGAUUUGCGCUCCACGUCAUUUCCUACCACGUCUCCUUGUUGGCAACAGUUCGGGAAUUGCAUCGGUUCAAGCUCUGGUGAAUGA
Molecule: messenger RNA, 576 nt
Organism: Strongylus vulgaris
Lineage: Eukaryota; Metazoa; Nematoda; Chromadorea; Rhabditida; Strongylidae
Source: the annotation of a GenBank genome assembly